Molecule: messenger RNA, 1410 nt
Organism: Venustampulla echinocandica
Lineage: Eukaryota; Fungi; Ascomycota; Leotiomycetes; Helotiales; Pleuroascaceae
Exons: 1
Coding region: 1-1410 (469 amino acids)
Source: RefSeq, a predicted model, not a curated record
AUGUUCAGUACAUCGAGGACUGUCACUUCGGUGAUAGUCUCAUCUAUCCUCGCUUACGUCUUUCUCUUUACCGAAUUUUUCUCCGAGUACUCCCUUCUACCACAUUAUACUCCAAAGAACCAUAUAUUUCCAGUCUCAGCGAAUCUCACAGAGAACAAAGAGGCUGUUCUAUUCCUGGCUUCUCUUGAUCAUACGACGUUACCUUCAAAUGUUAGUAUCGCGGAAGUACCGAAAGUGGAAUUGCCGGUCGAAUCCACAGACCUAUCGAAACUCUGUGGUGAGACGGAAUGGACUGAGGGAUUAUGGCUUCAUUGCCAUUCAGGGUGUGGUGUGAAUGGGACUUCAAUUUGCGGUGGACUGAACAAUGCCAGAAAUCGUGUACAGACCUGUAUUCGUCUUGCCAUUGACGCUGGAGCUGGUGUCAUAAUACCUUCCGCAACCACCAGAAACGAGGAGGCAUUGGUAGACACAAACGCGAAGACUGUUUGCCCGAGUUUCUUCUGGGAUAUGAAGCAUCUCAAAUCAGAAGUUGGCAAGCAAUGUCCACAGUUAAAAGUCCGAGUAUGCGACGACAGGUCCGGAAUCUCCAAGAUCGUUACCCCACCAAAACGAACCUACCUUGAGGCCCCUCAUAGCAAGGACACCUUCCGAGGACUAGUAAAGAAUUCUUUCGAAAAAUCCAACUACACCCUCUCCUCCGUAACCGCCUCGUCGCCAGCACUCAUUGAGUUCUCAGACACCUACAUCGGCUGGGACUACAAAAAGUCCUCCGAACUCUCCACCAUCCGGAAAUCCCUCUUCAAAGCCCUCCAAUUCAACAAAGACCUCCUCCACCUCAGCACCGAAGUCCUCAAGAGCCCUCAACUCAACAAUGGCGCCUUCAUUGGCAUCCAUCUCCGCGCUGAGAACGACUGGCCAGCCGGCUUUGGCACAGCAGAAGACCAAAUGCGGUUGUACGUCGCGGAAAUAGAACGCAUCCAAACCACCGUCUCUUACGUCGUCGACACAAUCUACGUUUCAUCCGGGGAUAUCGAUGGCAUCCAGAGAUUCCGCGAUAUGCUUGAACCACUCGGCUACAUCGUCCACGACAAAUGGACGCUUCUAGCCAAUGAACCCGAAACCCUCGCUUAUCUCGAAGCCCUCCCAUUCGACCAAAAGGGAAUAGUCGAGUACAAUGUCCUUGUCGACGCGAGGUUUUGGAUCGGGAUUAUUACCAGCUCGAUGAGUUCGUUGAUUGCGUAUGCGAGGACAGUAGAUGAGCGCGAGGAUUACUUUGAGACGAGCAUUUUUCCGGAUAGUUCUAGAGAGGGACUGAACCGGGGGUAUACGGAUAAUAUUAGUAUCAAGGGAAAUCAGUAUACGAAGUUGAUGGUGGUGAAUGGGGUGGAUAUUAUGGAUUCUUUUCCGUAG